ACAAUCGAGAUAUAUCUCGCUCGUAACGUCUAUCUUUUUAGCGCGGCAAACGAUCUCGGUGGUAGCCGCCAUCUUGUAGCUGUCAAAAGUAAGUGAUUCUCGCCUAAUGAUGCUGGACGAGGAGUCGCGUUUUUCUUCUGCGAAUCGUCGCGUUUCCCUCUCGCGAACAUCGUCGUUUCGCGUGAUGUCACGCACUGCGUCUGUCAAUUUGUAAGUCAACUUCGACGAAAUAAUUACGAAUCUGCGACGAAUCUUCUCCCCCAUUGCAAAAUAAUGCCUGACAAUAGUCGGGUUGGACGAGCCGUUUAGGCCGCGGAUGUUACCCGAGACGUGAAAUGCUCUCGCUGACGGCAGACGCGCGCUUCUGCUGAGAAGAGGAUACAUUCACCGAAGGAGAGGAACGAGAUCGCGCUGGCGGAGACUCGCGGAAACCGAGAUACGGAGACGACGGACGACGUCCCGGAGUCGAAUGUCGUCGGGGAGCGGUUGUGCGACACGACGAAGAUGGACGAGCGCGAGAUUCUUUCUCUACCGUCCUUUUCCUCUUCCAACCCGGUGAAGGUGAAUAAGGAACGUCCGCGAAAAAAGCUCUGGCGUAACGCGGUCCAGGUAGUGGCUAGUGACGACUCGAGCGAAGACUCCGACGGCCAUGAAUGUGCUUUCUUUCCGGCUAAGCGACACUGUAGCACGCAGUUGUCCGAAGUCAACGAGACACAUAAUUCGGACAAGGAACAACAUACAACUGCAAACACAGAGACAACAACUAAUAAUGUAGGGAAUAUUGAAUAUGAUGAUAUCAUAUACCAAAUACAGAUUGAAGAGAAGCUUAAAUUAUGGCAAGCUUUUCAAGAGGAAGAAGGAUCCAUGGACAAUAGUGUCAACGAGGUUUUGGCUUACUAUAGAAUGAUGCCUCCACUGAUGCACCCUCCUCUUCUGGAAGAGGAUUCGGUUGGUUCAAGACUUCAUUUAUCGUACAGAGGGAAUGAUAUGGAAGACACAGCAGUGACGAUGGCGAUUCGCAAUCACGGCUUAGUCCAAUCGGUCGAGCUUGCUGUUGAGCCACAUUAUUAUCGUAAACGCUUAGGUGUAGAUUGUUCCUUUUCGUCCGUGUUCAAAUGUAUGUAUGAACUCAAGGACUUUCCUUAUGAAACUGUCUACAGCAAUGUAGAAACGGGAAGAUGCAAUGCGCUGGAUGCGGAUAAAGUAUAUGAAUGUGAUCAGCCAGAAGAUUUCUUGGAACGUGCUGUAGGGGAAGCGAUUAAGAAGAAGGGUCUGAGUGCUUUAAGUGUGGAUUACGGUUGAAUAUGUUGGUUAAUAUACCCUUCUCUCCCCAUUCCUUUGAUGUAUUUAUAUAAUAACAUAGUAUAUCUAAUUGUUGUGCUCUGUAAACCUAUCGCGGUUUUAUUUUAUAGUUAAUUUUUAUCGUACGAGUUAUAAAUGUAUUUUACAAGCAGUAAUCUUUUGAAACAUUUUAUACUCAAAUGUAUACAUUCCGAUGUAACAGAUAUCAAUCAUGUGAUUUGAGAUCUAUUUUAUUCAAGGAUAACUACUAUGAUUGCUUUUUCGAUUAUUAAUCUGUUUAAUAGCCAACUAUUAAUAGUAUUGAUACUAUAUUAA
Molecule: messenger RNA, 1617 nt
Organism: Nylanderia fulva
Lineage: Eukaryota; Metazoa; Arthropoda; Insecta; Hymenoptera; Formicidae
Source: RefSeq, a predicted model, not a curated record